UCAAUUUUGACUUUGACAGGCACGUUCUUUUCGCACGCAUUUAUAUCUUUAUUCUUAAUUAUCCAAUUAGGUAUAUCUGUGCAAAGAACCUAUAUCAAAGGGGAUAUUAUAAAUCAGUCCGUUUCUGUGGUUUUAUUAUUCCGGGACAUAAACAAAGUCGUCAAUAAAUAUAUAUAUACUCUGUCUACAUACAAAGUACUCCGCUACACUGUGGUCCUGACUUCUGUCUGAUCCGAGGGUCCUGGCCUAUGUCAUAUAGGUACCUUAACUUAACGUGUUGUGAAAGAAAGUGGGUACCUACCUACCUCGUAUGAUACUAUAGAAAUAAUUACACUGGCCGACCGAACUGAAAGUAUACAAUCAAAUAAAUUCCAAUUACAAACAUUCUAUCCAGGACAGAAUGGGAACCCAUGAAAAGCCCAUAGGAAAUCCAAAGACUCCAUAUGAAUUAUUUUUGAAAUUGUAUUGUAAGAAAAAAGGAUUGUCCUGUGAUAAGAACAAUAUAUUGUUAGCAGCGGUUAAGGCAUGGAUUACUCUAAAUGAAGAUGAAAGGAAAACAUUCACACAAAAAUUCAUAGAAUGUAAAGAAAAACACCAGAAUCAAAUAGCUUUUCGUUUAGAAAAACUUAAGCCAUAUAUGAAGAAGAAACCUAAUAAAAGGUCACAUGAAAUAUGUAAAUCAUACACCUUUGUGAGAAGAGUAAUUGAUCAACCAAUAGAAGAAAGACCAUCAAUAAUAUGUGAACAAGAUGAAAAAACGGCAAAUACAAGUAACAUAAACUGUUCUUUAACAGAAGAAUGUUCCAUUCAAGAACCGCCGAAUAGUACCAAAUUGGAAAAUGAGAUGGACGAAAUUGUAGAUUUAUCAGAGCCGGCACCUCCUAAUGUUAGGAACGCUGUCGAUUUAUUUCACAUGAUUAAAAAUAAAAAAGAGGAUGAUUCGGAAUGGUCGUGUUUAACUAACAUUGAGAAAAUGCGUUAUAGAAGAGCUGUUUAUCAGUUAAAAAAGGAUUACAUCCAAAAUUACAAAAUGUUUUUAGAAAGUUUACCUUUAAAAGAAUUAUUUAAAUAUUACCAUAAAUUUGAUACAAGUUCAUAAAUAAAAAAUGUAUUCAAAGGCAAUGUUCCUUUUUAAAUACCUCAACCCCUAGGGAUGCCACAAGUCAGGUGAAUUUGGGAUGUUCCUGUUAAAUUUUCAAUUUCCCCAAGUGAGGCAUACAACUGAAGGUGACCUUUCAAUCUUUUCAAGAUUGUUUGCUUUGUCUACCCAGUUAGGGAUAAAGACGUGGUUAUAUGUAUGUAUGCAGCUUUUCGGAC
This is a messenger RNA of Amyelois transitella, 1317 nucleotides long. RefSeq lists its product as uncharacterized. Bases 401 to 1099 code for a protein of 232 amino acids. The transcript is spliced from 6 exons. The record is from RefSeq and is a predicted model, not a curated record. Lineage: Eukaryota; Metazoa; Arthropoda; Insecta; Lepidoptera; Pyralidae.